GUUGUCUGGGGGCGGGGCUCCGGCCUCCUCUUUGAGAGUCCCGGAUUUACCAGGGCCGGUGGGACCACCUCGGGCUCCCGCCUCAGGGUCGUGGCCGGGGGACCCGGUGAACAUGGCCUGUGCUACUGUGGCAGCAGCACGACGGGGCCUCGGCCGGGCUCCCCCUCUCAUCUGGCGCGGCUACCAGACCGAGCGGGGCGUUUACGGCUACCGGCCGAGGAAGCCCGAGAGCCGCGAGCCCCGGGGCGCCCUGGAGCGUCCCCCAGUUGACCAUGGCCUUGCCAGGUUGGUGACAGUAUAUCGCGAGCAUGGUCAUAAAGCUGCCAAAAUCAACCCCCUCUUCACCGGGCAAGCCCUGCUGGAGAAUGUGCCUGAAAUCCAAGCCCUGGUGCAGACACUGCAGGGACCCUUCCACACGGCAGGAUUAUUGAACAUGGAGAAGGAAGAGGCCUCACUUGAGGAAGUGUUAGUCUAUCUCAAUCAAAUCUACUGUGGGCAGAUUUCUAUUGAAACCUCCCAACUUCAGAGCCAGGAGGAGAAAGACUGGUUUGCCAAGCGGUUUGAGGAACUGCAAAAGGAGACGUUUACCACAGAAGAGCGAAAACAUCUGUCAAAACUAAUGCUGGAAUCUCAGGAGUUUGACCACUUUCUGGCCACCAAGUUCUCGACAGUGAAGCGAUACGGAGGCGAAGGGGCUGAAAGCAUGAUGGGCUUUUUCCACGAGCUGCUGAAAAUGUCGGCCUACAGCGGAAUCACUGAUGUCAUCAUUGGGAUGCCCCAUAGAGGGAGGCUGAAUUUAUUGACAGGCCUUCUCCAGUUCCCUCCAGAGCUGAUGUUCCGUAAAAUGCAAGGCUUAAGUGAAUUUCCAGAGAAUUUUUCAGCCACUGGAGAUGUCCUGUCUCACCUGACCUCCUCUGUGGACCUGGACUUCGGGGCACACCAUCCCCUCCACGUGACAAUGCUGCCCAAUCCCUCGCACCUGGAGGCCGUCAACCCCGUGGCCGUGGGCAAAACUCGUGGCAGGCAGCAGUCUCGCCGAGACGGCGAUUACUCGCCAGACAACUCAGCCCAGCCGGGAGACAGGGUCAUUUGCUUACAGGUCCAUGGUGAUGCUUCUUUCUGUGGUCAAGGGAUUGUUCCUGAAACGUUCACGCUGUCCAAUCUCCCGCAUUUCAGAAUUGGUGGGAGUGUCCAUUUGAUUGUUAAUAACCAGCUGGGUUAUACCACUCCAGCUGAAAGAGGAAGGUCUUCUUUAUACUGCAGUGAUAUUGGAAAGCUUGUGGGCUGUGCCAUCGUCCAUGUCAAUGGAGACAGCCCAGAGGAAGUGGUCCGUGCCACACGACUGGCUUUUGAAUACCAACGCCAGUUCCGCAAGGAUGUGAUUAUUGAUCUGUUGUGCUACAGGCAGUGGGGCCACAAUGAGCUGGAUGAGCCAUUCUUCACCAACCCCAUCAUGUACAAAAUCAUCAGAGCUCGAAAGAGUAUCCCAGACACAUAUGCAGAGCACCUCAUUGCCAGUGGACUCAUGACGCAGGAGGAGGUGUCUGAAAUAAAAUCCUCCUACUAUGCUAAGUUGAAUGAUCACUUAAAUAACAUGGCGCACUACAGCCCCCCUGCCCUGAACCUGCAGGCCCACUGGCAGGGCCUGGCUCAGCCAGAAGCACGAAUCACCACCUGGAGCACAGGUGUGCCCCUCGACCUCCUGCAGUUUGUUGGCGUGAAGUCUGUAGAGGUGCCAAGAGAGCUGCAGAUGCACAGUCAUCUGCUGAAGACACAUGUUCAGUCCAGAAUGGAGAAGAUGAUGGAUGGAACCAAGCUAGACUGGGCCACUGCGGAAGCUCUUGCCUUGGGUUCCUUACUUGCUCAAGGUUUUAAUGUUCGUCUAAGUGGCCAAGAUGUUGGCCGUGGAACUUUCAGUCAGAGACAUGCAAUGGUGGUUUGCCAGGAGACCGAUGACACCUACAUCCCCCUGAACCAUAUGGACCCCAAUCAGAAGGGAUUUCUAGAGGUCAGCAACAGCCCCCUGUCAGAAGAGGCCGUCUUGGGAUUCGAAUACGGGAUGAGCAUUGAGAGCCCAAAGUUACUGCCCCUGUGGGAGGCACAGUUUGGUGAUUUCUUCAAUGGUGCCCAGAUCAUCUUUGACACAUUCAUCUCUGGAGGAGAAGCCAAGUGGCUCCUCCAAAGCGGCCUCGUCAUCCUCCUUCCACACGGCUACGACGGGGCUGGGCCAGACCACUCAUCCUGUCGAAUAGAGCGUUUCCUGCAGAUGUGUGACAGUGCGGAAGAGGGGGUGGACGGAGACACUGUGAACAUGUUUGUGGUUCAUCCAACAACUCCCGCACAGUAUUUCCACUUGCUUAGAAGACAAAUGGUCCGGAACUUCAGAAAACCACUCAUUGUUGCUUCUCCUAAGAUGUUACUCAGGCUCCCAGCAGCCGUGUCAACUCUUCAAGAAAUGGCACCAGGCACAACAUUUAACCCGGUCAUUGGUGAUUCAUCUGUGGAUCCAGAAAAGGUUAAGACCCUCGUGUUCUGCUCUGGCAAACAUUACUACUCCCUGCUGAAGCAAAGGGAAUCUCUCGGGCCCAAGAGGCAUGACUUUGCCAUCAUCCGCGUAGAGGAACUCUGCCCCUUCCCAUUGGAUUCUUUACAGCAAGAGAUGAGCAAAUACAAACAUGUUAAAGAUCAUAUUUGGAGUCAGGAGGAACCUCAGAACAUGGGUCCAUGGUCGUUUGUUUCUCCAAGGUUUGAAAAGCAGCUGGCCUGCAAGGGCUCCUGGAUUUCUUGAAUAAAAAGAUUUCAAAAGUCUAAGCACAAAAAUGAGAUGGAAGAUUAGAUCUCUGUAAAAGGUUAGUUUAGCCUGGGCGUGGUGGCUCACACCUGUAAUCACAGCACUGUGGGAGGCCAA
Molecule: messenger RNA, 2908 nt
Organism: Cercocebus atys (sooty mangabey)
Lineage: Eukaryota; Metazoa; Chordata; Mammalia; Primates; Cercopithecidae
Gene: DHTKD1
Product: dehydrogenase E1 and transketolase domain containing 1
Exons: 17
Coding region: 113-2788 (891 amino acids)
Biological process (GO): tricarboxylic acid cycle
Molecular function (GO): thiamine pyrophosphate binding; oxoglutarate dehydrogenase (succinyl-transferring) activity
Source: RefSeq, a predicted model, not a curated record